UAACAGUCUCAUUGUCUAUUCAUUAAGUUUGUCAGGAGGGGGGGAAAAAUGGAAAGUUUGAGUGUGGAGUGGGACUGUGGGGCUUCUGUUAGAGCAGAAGGGGAGGAGAGCGCAGAGGGAUGGGAGUGCGUGGGACUGCCGGCCUGUUGGAGAGGGGAGGGCUGUUGCAGCUCGGACAUUCCCGGGCUGGAAAAGACAUCAGAGACAGCAAGGGGGAAGAAAGGAGGAAGUCUUUUCUGGUGUUAUUUUUACACUGAGACAGUUUCACCAGGCUGAAACCCGAGAAAAAGGGGAAGAGCGGACACCAGGAGAGGUCAAAUGCAUGGAGAAAGAGCGGCCGAGUCUGAGUGAGAGCAGAAAGUUUUGCCGAGAAUGUGGAGAGGAAGCGGAGUCAGGAAAGGAGCUGAGGACUAUGUAAGAAUUCCCGACUGAAGUUAUGGGUUCGGAGGCCAUGGAGGACUGUGUGCAGGGGGCGCUCUCCUCACUCUACCCCCCGUUUGAGAGCACAGCGCCACCCCUCCUCUCUCAGGUCUUCUCAGUCCUGGAGUCAACCUAUCAACAGGACAGUCUCCGCUACCUCCUCGACUACUUCGUUCCAGCCAAGCACCUCCUGCACAAACUCCAGCAGCACGCCUGUUCUCAGUACCUGGGGUGCCUGUUCCUCCACUCCGGCUGGCCUCUCUGCCUGGGCGAGAAGGUGGUGGUCCAGCUCUCCACCUUGGACUGGAGGCUGCUCCGCAGCAACGACUUCUACCUACAAGUGGUGCCGUUCUCAACCCGCUGCCCCAGACUUGCCCUGAAGUGUCUGGCCGCCGGGGGGCGCACCGUUCAGGAAAUCCUGGUGCCCGAGUCGCAGCAUCCCUUGGUGUUCACCUCUGAGUGGCUUCACAGCAUCAACAAAGAGCGGGGUCACAGGCGAGAAGUUGGAGGAGGACUUGACACCUGCCUUGUCAGCACCUGCGACGGAGUGGUACGACUUCCUUGGAAAGAGAUCGUCUACCCAAAGUUUAUCCACGAUCCUUCUGAAGAGGUGGACCUCUUGGCCAACAAAGACAGUCUGAUGAGCAAGCGACUUCCUAGUGAGGGAGGCAGCAGUCUUGGGGGUUGGGGGGACUCGUCUUCAGGGGAACUGGACUCCUGGUCUUGGGAUGAAGAGGAAGAUGAUGCCUCGACGCCCCGUGGCUUGGUUGGCGACCCCGCGCUCAGGCGAAGGAGCAGUGAGGACGGUCUCGGACGGACCGGGAGGCCGCCUCAGCUAGAUGGUGACUAUGUGGAGCUUUUGGAGCUCAGAGGGGGCCCAGAUGGAAGGGUUGACAACAGGCAGAGGUACUUAGAGAUGCACGGAAUCUCCAAGACCAAAACGUUGCCUCUGUGCAGGAGAGGUAAAGCUAUCAAGCUUCGCAAAGGAAAAGCGUGGGGAUACUGGAAGAUGGAAAGAUCAGGAAGCUUUCGAGCAAUUGUUGGUGCCAGAGGAGAUUUGUCUACAACCAAAGAAGAUCUCCCACCCCCACAGUCUCUAAGAGGUUUGGCAGAAACUGGAAAGGGAAGAAGGCCAUCCUCACACGACUCAGAUGAAGGAAAUAAAGCAGCACCAGAAAUCAGUGGUAUCUGUUUUGGAGGUCCAAGGCGACCGGGUGUGGGCCGAGAAAGGGAUAGCAGCGGAUUCACAAAUGCCAGCAGCGACAGCAGGAAAGAUUCCCAGAGUAGUGACAACUUGGUCACCAGGGGUGACCGUGACUUGAACCACAAACCUGCCUCAGAGGGUCAGUCGGAUCAAGGAUCCCAAUCCGACUCUGUUUUUGAGGACUCCGACAAACGGCUGAGCUGGGACAGCGAUCCUAUCACACCCACGUCAGACCCACCAGAGAGACCACUCGCGGAGGUCUGUGUGGGCCAACAUCACACCUGCAGUGGGUCUACCACCAACAAUUCGUCCAAACCAAAGCUUGCAGGUUGUAAAGAUGAAGGGAAGACGGAGGACAGAGCGUGUCCCAAGGGGAAAGACGUAAAAUCUGCCGGAUUCAGAGCUCCACGGAGGAGAAGGAAGGGAAAAGGGGCCAAAGGGAGAGCCAGGUCUGGUGGACGUCCAAACCAGAAGGGCUCCAAAGUUCAGGGGAAAGCUCCUCAGCCCCGCUCUCCCAGCUGCUCUGCACCAGCUAAGCAUUCAAGUACAGAGAAAAACCAGCCUGAGCAAACGGAACCGGCUGAUGGGGAGGAAGGGGGUUCCAUGACAACAGACGAAGAGAAACAAAGGAGAAGCAGAACAGAGACAACUGAAUCUCAGAAUCAUGUCCAGUCUGGUAC
Oryzias melastigma (Indian medaka) is the source of this 2304-nucleotide messenger RNA. RefSeq lists its product as uncharacterized. The record is from RefSeq and is a predicted model, not a curated record. Lineage: Eukaryota; Metazoa; Chordata; Actinopteri; Beloniformes; Adrianichthyidae.